Molecule: messenger RNA, 1450 nt
Organism: Cyprinus carpio (common carp)
Lineage: Eukaryota; Metazoa; Chordata; Actinopteri; Cypriniformes; Cyprinidae
Product: methyltransferase-like protein 25
Exons: 5
Coding region: 319-1368 (349 amino acids)
Source: RefSeq, a predicted model, not a curated record
UACUUAUAAAAAAAAAAUAUAUAAAAAACGCCAUUUUUGUGAGGGCAACAUAUUCGAUUUCCCCAUUCAACAAAACGCAGACUGGUACACCCAACAUGGCCGCACAUUCGGUCGCUCAGUGAAUCAUUUCCUGAUUUGACUACUUGUGUCUUAAAUACUGUGUCAGCAGCUGCUGUUCACGCUAAAUAUUCUCACUUUUCUAUGCCCGUAAACAAUGACAUUUAAUGACAAGCACUUAAGCACUUUCUCUCCAUAUCGUUAAGUAUCUCUAAUGCGCACACUGUGGACUUUUACACGCGUGAUGUUUGGAGCGCGUUCAUGUAUGUGAGUCCAGAGGAAGUGUUACGUGCUAUCAGUUCCUCACAAGACCGCAUGAGGGCGAUAGAAGUGCCUCAAAGAAGUUGGUGUGUCAUAUCAGCCCUGCUGAGGGCAGCGAAAGCCCACUGUUUGGGGGUCUGUAUGCAGCUGGAAGAUCUGAUGCAGGAUCUGAGAGUGAUGACUGGAGACAUUAUAGAAGGUGAUAGACGUGGGUUCAGGGAAAGGCUACCUGUGCUCCUCUCUGUCCAUGCGGUUCAACCUGCAAGUGUUCGGAUCGACUCCUCCAGCUCCAACACACAUGGAGCUCAGGAGAGGAACAGGAAAUUGAAGAAGUUCUCCAAAGCAUAUCAGAAACUGGACAGAGCCACUAAGAAACAACCUUUGGACAGUGAGGAUGGGAGUAAACAACACUGCAGAAACUCUGAAAACAGUGAUGGCCACAAAAACUUUAUUACUAAGGAAAAGGAAAGUUUUGGGGCUCAACUAGAAACCAGUGCUUUAUCAAAACAAGUCACCAAUGAUUUAUCCACUUCAGAUAAUGCUGCAGAAUGUCCAUUAGACCCAAAUGAUUCAGAUUCAGGAAGCAGCUUCCUCAGUAUGCUGUCUCUGGACGUCAUAGAGAACGUCUCUCCCCGCGUCCACCCCAGCCUGCUGAGUCUGGAGGAAAGAGAGAAGAGAAAGAGAGAAUAUGCAGAGGAAAGCUCGAGAAGAGAAGAGAGGGGGAACGACAGAGACAGCAACCUGUUUUCCCCUUUGACCUCAUAUAUCAGUGCAGAAACUGAGCUCAAGACACUGAUCACAGAGCUGGAGGAUGCAGUUCUGGUUGGUCUGCAUACAUGUGGAGAUUUGGCCCCCAGCACUCUGCGGAUGUUCAGGGCCAAACAGGAGCUGUGUGCUGUUUGCAGUGUGAGCUGCUGCUACACCUGCUCUCUGAAGAGUUUGAUCAGGACAGACAGGGGACAGAAGUCUGAAGCAGAGCAUUACUUCCUGAAGGCAAUAGAGCUGGAUCCUGCUAGAGGAAACUGCUAUAUGCAUUACAGUACAAUCUGAUUUCCUUUCUGAUUGAUUUGAUUCCCUUCUAAUUUGUUUAAUAAAGUGCUCAAAUGCACUUGACAUUUUAUUUGAUAGUGUC